AUGCCGAGCCAGCUCGAAGGUGCAAUGGAUGCGCUGAUAGCGGUUUUCUACAACUACUCGGGCAGCGAUGGAGACAAUUUGAAGCUCAACAAGGGCGAGUUGAAGGAGCUGCUCAGCAUCGAGCUCACCGACUUCCUACAGUCUCAGAAGGAUCCGAUGCUGGUGGAGAAGAUCAUGAACGACCUGGACUCGAACAAAGACAACGAGGUGGAUUUCAAUGAGUUCGUCGUGUUGGUGGCCGCCCUGACCGUCGCCUGCAACGACUUAUUCCAAGAGCAGAAGAAGAACAAGUAG
Pseudoliparis swirei is the source of this 294-nucleotide messenger RNA. RefSeq names its product S100 calcium binding protein Z (gene s100z). Gene Ontology annotation, cellular component: cytoplasm. The coding region runs from base 1 to 294 and encodes 97 amino acids. NCBI's taxonomy places the organism in Eukaryota, Metazoa, Chordata, Actinopteri, Perciformes, Liparidae. The record is from RefSeq and is a predicted model, not a curated record. Gene Ontology annotation, molecular function: calcium ion binding. The transcript is spliced from 2 exons.